AUGCCUCCACGAAUACCUCCACGAAUACCAUCAUCGGCAUUCAAAUGCCCGCACUGCCGCACCUUCACCACCACCUCACGACAAGCCCAACUCGGCCCGGAACACCCGUCGUACAUCGCUAUCCCCACCCCACCACAGCAAAAUCUCCCCUACCGACCCUUUAUCAAAGGCCGGCUUCCCGUGCCUCGAGAUGUCUUCGCCGGCGCAGAAGGAAGGGAUAAAGCUUCCGAUGACUUUCUCGAUCCAGCCACCAAAGCACCGUCGCGUGAACUUCGCGCCAAGCCCGGCAGCAGAGAGGAAUGGAAAGGGAAAAUGAGUGAGAUGCGGCGACGGAACCUACGGGAAGGUCUAGUCAGUCUGAAAGCGAGGAAAGGGCGGGUGGAGGAAGGGAGGAGAAUCCGAAAUGAACGCAACGCCAAGGAAAGACAAGAAGCCGUGAUGAAGCCCGAACGCCCCGACGACCUCCUCACCACCCCAUCGCACGGCCUGGAUCUCGCAGCCCUAACCUCCGCCUUCGAAGGCCCGGGUAUUCGUCUCGAUCCCUCCCGCUCCAUCCGCCUGGCCACCAGUCGAGAAACCCACUCCGCAACCACAGCCCUUGCCCGCUCCACCCGAGCCACCCACCUCAAUACCCUGCUCUCCCACGCUCGCACCUUCAUCGUCACGCCCGCGCAACUCGAUGCCGCGGUGGAAGAGGCGUUCGGGAGUGAAGCCAGGCCGACGGUGUUUAAGAGUAAUUUGGGGGCGGCGGAUGAUAGGGCGGUGAGUGUGUGGGAGGCGGGGCUGCCGGAUCGGGUGCAGGAUUUGUUGAAUAGGGAGAUGGGGGUUGGGGGGCGGACGGCUAUGGAGGUUGCGGGGGGGAAUGUGGGGAGGGCGGAGGAGAGGGUGGGGAGCAAUAUCAGCUUGAGGUCGCUUGAUCGGUGCAAAGCCAACUGCCAGAACGAGACACAAUUCCGAAAUUCAUUUGUUCCUCAUCUCCAAGCACUGGAGAGGAAAUAUCAACAAGCACGCAACAAAACUGCCUCUCGGAUAGCAGCCGUGGAUCAUCCCACAUCGACGUCUGAGAAAACAAUUCCGACCAUGGCGGCCAUGACCAGCAGCGACAUCGAAAGCACAGCUCACCAAGAGCUGAGACAAGAGAUCGGCCAGGUGAUCAAGCCCUUCCAACUCAACCGCAAGAAAAAGCCUCCCUUCGCCAUCCCCGAGCUCAUAGUCAUAGCCCUAAUCACGAGCAACACCAACUCGAUCGACUCCGCCACCAUCCUAGAGCACAUCCUCCGCAGAUUCGCCUACUACAGCGACAAGACCUUCUCCAGCUACGCCAAAGGCCACGCACAAUACAACCAAGAAGACGACGGCAAAACCAGCCAGACGCGCUCCGUCCUUCCGGGCUUCCACGAAGCUUUCAACGACUGGGCGAUGCCCAUCCGCUACAGCGAGUCCACCUCCCCAGUGCACUACGACCCCCACGAGGAGACGAUGGACGCCAUGACAAUCCUACCAGCCCGCGCCCGAUGCUUCCUGCGCAAGUGGCUAGAACCUGAAAGAAGAGGAAGAUUCCCUUUCCUGGACCUGCCGCCCGAACUGCGCAACAGGACCUACGACCUCCUCUUCACCUUCUCCACCACAGGCCUCCGUCUCUGGCCCACCCGAUCCUCCCUGGCCGUGCAUCUCCUCGAACGUGAAACAGACGCCGAUGGUGCGGCGAAUAAGACGUGGCGGCGCGACGUGGGGAGCCAGGAGACGUAUUUCCCGUCGGACUUCCACGCCUUCGACCUCCCCACCACGGACCUUUUGGCCCUGCUCCGCGUAAACCGACAGAUUUCUGUGGAGGCAGGGCCGUGCUUUUGGGGUGCGAAUCGCUUCUUCUUCGCCUGUACGGGGGAUUUUGCGCAGUUCAUUCUCAGGACUUCCGCGGAGAGGAUGAGGUGGUUUCGCGACGUGCAUAUUGUGGUUUCGCGGCCGAGCAUUGAGGAGGCGGGGACGUUUGCGACUGCUAUGGCGGCUUGGGCGGAUGUGCCGGGGUCUAUGGCUGGGAGGUGGGGGUUGGAGUCUGAGAAAGGGAGGUGGUUGGAUAUGUCCAAGGGGGAGAGGGAGCGGGCGGGGAGGAAGACGAAGUUCACGAGGUUCGAGCAGCUUCCGGGGUUGAGGGAUUUGGUGCGUGCGGUGGCGAAGGUGCAGGAGCUGGUGUUGGAGGGCGAGAAUGAGGAGUUGAUUGAGUGGAUACGGGUUGAGGUUGAGAGGGCUCGUGGUGGUGGUCGGGAUGUGUCUGCGACGAAGAAGACGGGCCCUGGUGUCAACGCUGCAGGCAGAGGUAAGAGGGAUGGCAAUUCGCUGGCAAAGACGGCUGGGGAUGUGAAGACGGCGGAUGCGAAGGUGUGA
Messenger RNA from Recurvomyces mirabilis, 2382 nucleotides. RefSeq lists its product as uncharacterized. Lineage: Eukaryota; Fungi; Ascomycota; Dothideomycetes; Mycosphaerellales; Teratosphaeriaceae. Gene Ontology annotation, biological process: regulation of DNA-templated transcription. The transcript is spliced from 2 exons. The coding region runs from base 1 to 2382 and encodes 793 amino acids. The record is from RefSeq and is a predicted model, not a curated record. Gene Ontology annotation, molecular function: DNA-binding transcription factor activity; sequence-specific DNA binding.